AUGAAAUUUCCAAUUGAGACUCCAAGAAAACAGGUGAACUGGGAUCCUCAAGUGGCUGUUCCCUCACCAGUGCCAGCUUGUGAACCUGAGCCCAAAACUAACGGGCAUUACCCAGCUCCACGACUCUCCAUUUCCUCCCGAGCCACGGUCGUUGCUACCAUGGAAGCCCCUUCUCAAGGCCUGCAGACAGUCAUGAAGUGGAAAACAGUGGUGGCCAUCUUUGUUGUGGUGGUAGUUUACCUGGUGACGGGAGGACUCGUCUUCCGUGCCCUGGAGCAGCCCUUCGAAAGCAGGCAGAAGAACACAAUCGCACUAGAGAAGGCUGAUUUUCUUCGGGAGCAUGUUUGUGUAACCCAGCUAGAGCUGGAGACGCUGAUUCAGCAUGCUAUUGAUGCUGAUAAUGCUGGAGUCAGUCCCAUAGGAAAUUCCUCUAACAACAGCAGUCAUUGGGACCUUGGAAGUGCCUUUUUCUUUGCUGGAACAGUCAUCACAACUAUAGGGUAUGGGAAUAUUGCUCCAAGCACUGUUGGAGGCAAGGUUUUCUGCAUCUUGUAUGCCAUCUUUGGGAUUCCACUGUUUGGCUUCUUGCUGGCUGGGAUUGGAGACCAACUUGGAACCAUCUUUGGGAAGGGUAUCGCAAGGGUGGAAAAAGUUUUCAGAAAAAAGCAAGUGAGUCAAACAAAGAUUCGGGUGAUCUCCACCAUCCUCUUCAUCCUGGCAGGCUGCAUUGUCUUUGUGACCAUUCCUGCAGUUAUCUUCAAACACAUCGAGGGAUGGACAGCCUUGGAGUCCAUCUACUUUGUGGUCGUCACUCUGACUACCGUUGGCUUUGGUGACUUUGUAGCAGGAGGAAAUGCUGACAUCCAUUACCGGGAGUGGUAUAAACCCUUAGUGUGGUUCUGGAUCCUCGUUGGCCUUGCCUAUUUUGCUGCUGUCCUGAGUAUGAUUGGAGACUGGUUAAGAGUCCUGUCCAAGAAGACAAAAGAAGAGGUUGGAGAAAUAAAGGCCCACGCAGCUGAGUGGAAAGCAAAUGUGACAGCUGAGUUCAGAGAGACAAGGAGGCGGCUCAGUGUGGAGAUCCACGACAAACUUCAGCGGGCAGCCACCAUCCGGAGCAUGGAGCGCAGGCGCCUGGGCCUGGACCAGCGAGCCCAUUCCUUAGACAUGCUCUCCCCAGAGAAGCGCUCUGUCUUUACUGCCUUGGAAACAGGACGCUUCAAGGCCUCAUCUCAGGAAAGCAUCAACAACAGGCCUAACAACCUGCGCCUUAAAGGGUCAGAUCAGCUCAACAAGCACGGGCAGGGGGCAUCCGAAGACAACAUCAUUAACAAGUUUGGAUCAUCUGCUAAGAUGACCAAAAGGAAAAACAAAGACCUCAAAAAGACCAUCCCUGAGGAUGUGCGUAAAAUUUAUGAGACCUUCCGAAACUACUCCUUGGAUGAAGAAAAAAAGGAAGAGGAGUCAGAGAAGAUGUGUAAUUCUGAUAACUCUUCUAGCACUGCAGUACUGACCGACUGCAUCCAGCAGCACUCGGACCUGGAGAAUGGAGUGAUCCCCAAUGAAACCAAAGAAAGGGAACGUGAAAACAAAGCGCUACUUGAAGACAGAAAUUUAAUGUAAAAGAUGCCUGACUUGAAUUAACAAAGUUAGUGUUUUUAUAUACAUAUAUAUAUUGAGACACGUGCCUUAUACAGACUCCUUAUUCAGUCUGAAUUAUAUAGCAUCGAAGAAUAUUUCACUGUGCCAUAAAGACUCAAGCUUGCUCUGCCAAAACAAUUCAGGAACACAGCACUGCAGAAUGGCAACAGAAAGCUACGCACAUGGAAAUUUCAGCCUGUAUAAGAUUACCAGGGCAAGACGCAAAGGAAGAGACUGAACCAUGGCAAU
Messenger RNA from Haliaeetus leucocephalus (bald eagle), 1887 nucleotides. It is a transcript of the gene KCNK10, whose product is annotated as potassium channel, subfamily K, member 10. Gene Ontology annotation, cellular component: membrane. The record is from RefSeq and is a predicted model, not a curated record. The transcript is spliced from 7 exons. The coding region runs from base 1 to 1620 and encodes 539 amino acids. Gene Ontology annotation, biological process: stabilization of membrane potential; potassium ion transmembrane transport. Lineage: Eukaryota; Metazoa; Chordata; Aves; Accipitriformes; Accipitridae. Gene Ontology annotation, molecular function: potassium ion leak channel activity.